This is a messenger RNA of Bombyx mandarina (wild silkworm), 2643 nucleotides long. RefSeq lists its product as uncharacterized. The record is from RefSeq and is a predicted model, not a curated record. Lineage: Eukaryota; Metazoa; Arthropoda; Insecta; Lepidoptera; Bombycidae.
AACUUUUACGCUAUCGAGAACGUUAAGAAACUCGCACUAAGCACACAGGUCGCGAGGAUCCACCGAAUGCGGACAACUCUUGACCGCUCAUUGUUGAAAGUCCUAAAAGCUCAGUGCUGAAAGUGGGACACUUUUUCAAACUACUCCCAAAUGAGACUGUUCUCCUUACCUCUACCCUCCAUACCGACUGUCAACCACUUUAGUGGAGUACUACCAUUUCAUUUAAUCUUUUAGUUAAUGUGCAGGCACCUAUCUAAAAUUAAGGAUAUGCCUCGAUAAUGGUAAAUGGCAAUCUAAACUGAUAUUUUUUGUGAUUUAUUACACACAAAGUAGCAAAUUAGAUAUGAAUUGUUAAACGGAACUGCUUCUUUCCUGGUGGAGAUAGAUCACUGCAAUCUUUACAAAUCGGUAUAAAAUUCUAGAGGUCUGUAGUAAUUAAUAAUUAUUGUGCGCGAACUACACAAAAAAUACUGGAUUUGUUUUGACCAUUUCAUACAGUUAUUUAUUUUUUAAUUUUUUUACACCAAAAAAACAACAACGUAUAAAGCACGCACAGAAACAAUCUUAAGUUAUUACAUAGUAAGUUUUCUUCUAAAAAAUCAAAAACAGAAAAAUUCAAAUAGUUAAAACGUAGGUACGUAAUAAUAAAAUAAAAUAUUUUUAGGUUUACAUCUUGGUCAUUUAAAUGAACUCCCUAAUAAAUUUGUUAUUCUAAUCUUCAUAAAAUUCGUUCCAUUCCACUCAUGCCCAGAUAAUACAAAUAAUAUUAUAUAGUUCCACUUUGGAUUAAAAGCCCAGAGUCCAAGCCAAUAAAAAAAUCAAUGUCUGUUAUUUUGAAAGACGUUUGACUAUUUUCUACUAAACGAAGUUUGUAUUUUAUGAAAAAACAAAGUACAAUGUCUUUUAGAGACGAAAUAAUUGAUUUGACAGAUUCAUUUACAUUAGCAAACCACUGUGCUCUAGCGGAUUUCAUUAUUGAAUUAGAUGAAGAAUCUUACAUUCAAAAUGAAACAUCUCUUUUAAAUGUAGAUUCUUCAUUAGAAACAACAUCAAUAAAUAAUAUUUACAGCAUAGAUAAUAGUCAUACUUUGGAAAAAAAAGGAAACAAAAAGAAAAAAUCCACAUCUACUAAAAAACAAAAUAGUCAUAGUACAUCUUUAAGAAAACCAAUUAUUGAAUCAUCAAUAAAAUUUGGUGACUGUCCAAUUUGUUGUGAAGAACUUGGUACAAACCCUUUGGCUUCUACAAAAUGUGGACAUGUAUAUUGUCUGAAAUGCCUUGAACGCUGUCUCAAAACAGAAAAAAAAUGUCCUACCUGUAGAAGAAUAUUGAAAGGGAAUUAUGCAUAUCAUCCUCUAUUUUUGGGAAAUUCGUAAUAUUAUAAUAGUCUAAAAUAGUAACUUAAUUUAUAGUGCUCACAUAAUAAAAAUGAAGAUAAUUCAAUAAGAAUAUGAAGGUGAUAAAAAAUUGACAGUAGCUUCUCACUUGUGAUAAGUUACAACUCAUAUUUUCAGUUGACAAUUUAAGCUAUGUGCACAACAUAUAACAUAGCUUAUAUUAAAUCAAUAAAAAUAAAUUAAAACAAUAAAAUUACUUAAUAUAUUUUCAUUUUUGGAAAACACAUUCUUUUAUAAUUAGACAAUGAUCUUAAAGGUUAGCUGUUUUCUUUGUUGAGACCACAUGUACCAUUUUAAUAUAUUUGAUGUAAAUAAUAACAAUGUAUUUAUUAUUCAAUGCCCGUGAUUUAUAGCCCGUUAGAUAGUUAUUACGUUUUAAAUGUAGAUGCCAAACCUUGAAACAAAUAUUCUUAUGUUAAUUUUUUAGUGAUAUUUUUCCAAUGACUGUUUUUUAAACAUUUUGCUAUUACAUAUAAAAUAACACAGGAAACCACAGAUUUCAAGUAUUGUAGCUCUGUUUAGCGAUCUUAUGGCAACAUGAAUUACAACCCCUUUUGCACUUGCACUCCCUAAUUGCUCCCGAUUCUUGCAUGACUAUUUAAUAAGGUGUACAUUAAUCUGCAAUUACUAGUCAAACUCGAUCGCCAUUGGAAGAUCAUUAUUUACGACACAGAUUGAAGAUGUUUUUCUAAAAUAUAUCUUAUUAUGUCAGAAUUAUUCCAUGUUAUAAAAUACUGGUAAUAUCUGGUUUUAUAAAGAAAUCCAACCGUUAGCAAACCUACUCGCUACUCUAUCGGUACAGUGACCCGUCCAGCAGUUUCACUCAGACAAAACACACUGCCGUAGCGAAAUGGUUAAUAUAAUAAAAAGAAUAAUAGGUUUUUAUGGAUUGCGGUUAGUAUACAAAAAUAUUUGUAAAAUGUAAAUAAAAUAUCAGAAUUGUCCAUUAAACGACACUAAAAAUUUUAUUUUUCAGUUCUAGUCAGUAGGCAUCUCUAAACUAUGUAUCAGUAAUAACACAGUUUACUCUUUGACCCAAAUUGACAUUGUUUUUAUAUUAACGAACUUCGAUCAAAAGUAAGGACUACAGGAUUUUUUUUAAUUCAACAAAAUAUACCUACCUAUGUCAAACACACAACUACAGCUAGGCAUUGAAAAGUACAUGAUGAAAUUAAUAACUAUUUAUUACAAUUAACUUUUAUUGUUAUACCGGUCACUGACAUUCGCACGAAUACGCAAACCCGCA